This is a messenger RNA of Fusarium oxysporum Fo47, 639 nucleotides long. RefSeq names its product bZIP transcription factor. Gene Ontology annotation, molecular function: DNA-binding transcription factor activity. The coding region runs from base 1 to 639 and encodes 212 amino acids. The transcript is spliced from 2 exons. Gene Ontology annotation, biological process: regulation of DNA-templated transcription. Lineage: Eukaryota; Fungi; Ascomycota; Sordariomycetes; Hypocreales; Nectriaceae. The record is from RefSeq and is a predicted model, not a curated record.
AUGACCCGAUCACUUUUAGCAGGGCCCGUCAAGCCUAAGCGAAAGUGCACCCGAAGUGUUUCUACCCUUAACCCCUCACAACUGGCCCGCAAAAGAGCCAGAGAUCGAGAGGCCCAGAGGAUCAUCCGCACCCGCACGAAGGAGCACAUCGAGCGGUUGGAGCGCGAUUUGAAGGAGCUCAAGAGCAAUCAGAGCAGCGAUCAGACUGUCAAAGAGCUGUUGCGUCGCAACAAGGCGCUGGAGGAAGAACUAAUUCGACUCAAGAGCAAUACAGGAGCGCCGAUGACUUCAUCACCUUACUCUGUACCAGAUUUAACUCCACGACAGCUCUCGUUAACCUCAAAAGUCUACGACCACAAUCUUAGUACUGGUAGCCAUGCUAUUCCUAGUACGUGCGAAUCGCCAUUCCCUGGCGACUACAACUCCUUCUUCGACCACAGCCAACAAUACGUCCCUCUACCCAAUCACUGCGAAUCUUGGGCGAGCACCACUCCCUGCUCUACCCCCUCCAAUUUCUCGACCCCAUCAUCAACAGUCAAUGCUUAUGGAGCCGAUUGUGUCCCAACCAGCGCACCCACCUUGAUCCUCCCUUGCAACAACACCAGCUCCUCAAGCACCAGCGUUACGGGCCACCAAUGA